Messenger RNA from Pelobates fuscus (common spadefoot toad), 1757 nucleotides. Its product is annotated as potassium channel subfamily K member 9-like. The record is from RefSeq and is a predicted model, not a curated record. Gene Ontology annotation, molecular function: potassium ion leak channel activity; outward rectifier potassium channel activity. Gene Ontology annotation, cellular component: plasma membrane. The transcript has 3 exons. Gene Ontology annotation, biological process: stabilization of membrane potential; potassium ion transmembrane transport. The coding region runs from base 178 to 1413 and encodes 411 amino acids. NCBI's taxonomy places the organism in Eukaryota, Metazoa, Chordata, Amphibia, Anura, Pelobatidae.
GGGAUCUUCUCUCCAUCACAUGCUGGGGUCCUGCUGACGAUGAAGGAGUCCAGUGACUGGCAUCAGAAUAGGGAUACUAUGAUAAGUUGAAGACCUAUCUCUCACUGCUGCAUAGUCACUAUCUGGUUAUAGAAUCAGAACAUCUCCAAGUUAGGUGUUACACACAUUUCCUUUUUGAUGUUUAAGUCCAGCAUAUCAGUUCUCCUACACAAAAUGAAGAAGCAGAACAUAAGGACCCUGUCUCUAAUCCUCUGCAUGUUUUCUUAUCUCUUGGUGGGAGCAGCUGUUUUUGAUGCACUCGAAUCUGAGUCUGAGAGCUCAAGAAAAAGAAUUCUGGAGGAAAAAAGAACUGAUCUGAAAAAGAAAUAUCAUUUUUCAGAUGAGGAUUAUCGAGAGAUAGAGAGAGUGGUUUUGCAGUCUGAGCCUCACCGUGCAGGCAAGCAGUGGAAAUUUGCUGGCUCCUUCUAUUUUGCUAUCACAGUUAUUACUACAAUAGGAUAUGGGCAUGCUGCUCCAGGGACUGAUGCUGGAAAAGUCUUCUGCAUGUUCUAUGCUGUCCUUGGAAUUCCACUUACCUUAGUCAUGUUUCAGAGUCUGGGAGAGCGCAUGAACACAUUUGUAAGGUUCCUGUUAAAGAAGAUGAAGAAGUGUUUUCAUAUGAGGAAAACAGAUGUAUCCAUGGAGAACAUGGUGUUAGUUGGCUUCCUGUCUUGCAUUGGUACAUUGGGCAUAGGAGCAGCAGCUUUCUCAUAUUUUGAAGGUUGGACAUUUUUCCACUCUUACUACUACUGUUUUAUUACCCUUACCACCAUAGGGUUUGGAGACUUUGUUGCUCUACAGAAGAAUGAAGCUUUGCAGAAAAAGCCACCCUAUGUUGCUUUUAGCUUCAUGUAUAUCCUAGUGGGGUUAACUGUAAUUGGAGCUUUUCUUAACUUAGUAGUGCUCCGCUUUUUGACCAUGAAUUCUGAAGAUGAAAGACGUGACGCUGAAGAGAGAGCUUCUUUAAGAAGAGCCCACAAUAGCAUCAGUCUGCAAUCCAAAAUGGUCAACAGAAGUCGAAGUUCCAUAUUUCUUCCUAUAGGCGAUAGGACAAGUCAGAUUAAUCUUAUACCUCUUAUGCAGGAUGAUUGUGAGAGGGGAAGACGUAGAUCUUCCAAUACAACUUCCAGAGAAGGAUCAUUUUGCACAUGUAUGUGCUACAGAUCUCAUUUCUGCGAUAGUCCAGCAACAUCGCACCAUGAGUCCUUUAGCUGUCACACAAACCCAGUUUAUUAUAAUUCCAUCUCCUACAAAAUUGAUGAAAUUUCUCUAAGCACAAGGGACAACACUGGGUUUUCUUCUCCUGAAAGCACUUUCUCACCCACCUGCCAACGCUACAGAAAUCAUUUCAGACUCAGGCGAAGGUCUAUUUAGAGUCUGAAGCUGUGUCUCACUAAUUAAUUUAAUACAGCAGAGCUUGGCAACAGCAGACCUUGAGUGCUUUGACAAAAUCACGUUAUAAAACCACAUAUACAUCCAAUUUAGGAAAUCUGUGUUCGUCAGGUAGUGCUGUUGAACAAAGUGGCUGAACGCCAUUGUAGCUAAAUGUAUUUUCCAGAUAAUUAAGGAAGAAAUUAAGGACACAUCAAGAUAGAACGUCAUCUGUUGUAUGUUGGAAUACAUGUAGAUGGAUUGUAUUUUACAGGGAAAGACCUUAAUGUCCUUUGUGGGUGGAACCAAAGCACUAAUAAUUUUUAAUAUGUUAACGCUCUGCCUAG